Penicillium olsonii is the source of this 1293-nucleotide messenger RNA. The record is from the annotation of a GenBank genome assembly. Lineage: Eukaryota; Fungi; Ascomycota; Eurotiomycetes; Eurotiales; Aspergillaceae.
AUGUCUGCCAAAGACCGUCUCUCCAACCUCUCCUCACACAUCAUGGGUUCCACUGCUCCCUCUGUAUUCACCGCGGCCACCGUGGCGGCCGCCCCCGAAGAUCCUCUCUUUGGAUUGAUGAAGGCUUACCGCGAAGACCCCUCCGACAAGAAGGUUGAUUUGGGAAUCGGAGCCUACCGCGACAACAACGCAAAGCCCUGGAUUCUGCCCGUCGUCAAGAAGGCCGACGAUGCUAUUCACAACGACCCCAGCCUCAACCACGAAUAUCUCUCCAUUGGCGGUCUCGCCGACUUCACCUCCGCCGCACAGAAGCUGAUCGUGGGCGCCGACAGCCCAGCCAUCCGCGAAAAGCGCAUCUGUUCUCUGCAAACCAUUUCGGGAACCGGCGCCGUCCACCUGGGCGGCCUCUUCCUCGCCAAAUUCCACCCCCAAAAGCCCGCCAUCUACCUCUCCAACCCAACAUGGGCCAACCACAACCAAAUCUUCACCAAUGUCGGCCUCUCCCUCGCCAAGUACCCCUACUUCUCCGUCAAGACCAAAGGCCUCGACUUUGAAGGCAUGAUCGCCGCGCUGCAGGCAGCGCCCAACGGCUCCGUCAUCCUCCUCCACGCCUGCGCCCACAACCCCACCGGCGUAGACCCAACCCAAGACCAAUGGAAGCAAAUCGCGACCCUCAUGCGCGAGCGCUCCCACUUCCCCUUCUUCGACACCGCAUACCAAGGCUUCGCCUCCGGAGACCUCGUCCGCGACUCCUGGGCCAUCCGCUACUUCGUCGAGCAGGGCUUCGAACUCUGCGUCGCACAGUCCUUCGCCAAGAACUUCGGUCUGUACGGUGAGCGCACAGGUGCUUUCCACUUCGUUUCUGCCCCCGGUCCAGACGCAGCCACCUCUUCUGCGCACAUUGCUUCCCAGUUGGCUAUUCUCCAGCGCUCGGAGAUCUCGAACCCGCCUGCGUAUGGUGCGCGGAUCGCGAGCCGUGUCCUGAAUGAUCCUACGCUCUUCAAGGAGUGGGAGGACGAUUUGCGGACUAUGAGUGGUCGGAUCCAGGAGAUGCGGACGGGUCUGCGUCAGCGUUUGGAGGCUAAGGGCACACCGGGUUCUUGGGAGCAUAUCACGUCGCAGAUUGGAAUGUUCAGUUUCACUGGGUUGUCUGAGGAGCAGGUUUUGACUCUGCGCUCUAAGUGGCAUGUUUACAUGACUAAGAAUGGCCGUAUCUCAAUGGCUGGCUUGAACACGAAUAACAUCGACUACUUCGCUGAGGCGGUCGAUAGUGUUGUGCGCGAGUCUUCUUAG